AUGAGUAUUAUCCAACAGUUUGAUGAAAAUUUGGAUGAGGAAAUCUUAGAUGAAAAGGUUGUCCCUUCGAGGAUUAAGAUAUCGAUUCAGCUGGUUAAGAAUAUGUCUAAUAACCCGUUUGAAAGGAAACCUCAAGGGAGCAAACUAAUGAAAACUUCUUCUUGACCUGUACAGAAACUUCAGAAAUAUGUACACAGCUACAAAGACAGGAUGGACCGUACAAAUUAUUCUAAAAUUUCAGAAGUUUCUUGAAAAGAAAAUUCACACCUAAAACCGAGUCUUCAGAGUGAUAUUAAGGACUUACUUCAAAGAGCAAUUAGGAUCAGAAACUCAUGAAAAUACUCUUCUGAACGCCACAUCUUUUGUGAGAAAAUUGAGGAUGAUUCUGUUGACUCUCCCUAUAUCUGAAAGAGGGAAGUGACAAUGGAAGAUAUUUCGGCUCCUAAUUAACUUAAUACCAUAAUAUUUAUAAACAAACAUUUUCUUCCCAAUAUGUAAGAGUCCCAAUUCUUAGAAGUAUUUAGAAGUUUGUAUAUCGUUAAUUCUUGUUUUUGAUGUUGAAAGAUAAUGAACGUAAAAUUCCAAAAUUAAAUAUUCCAAAAUUUUGUACACAUAUGUAUCCUAGUUAAAGGCGGCAUUGAUACCUGAAAGACAAUCUGUGUACGGAAUUUAAAGUCUAAAAGUGAUUUAGGCUACUCUAUAAUCUUCCAAAAGUAUACUCAGAUCUGAAUUACUCUCUACUUGUCAGAUUUUCAAAUAAUUAAGUAACUUUGAAAAUAGCUAAUUAAGUUCAAUGAUUCAUUGAUCAAGUUAAAUUGGCAUGAGGCUAGUUAUCCUCAGAGAACAACUAAUCUAAUUUGGAGCAUAAUAUGCACAAUUUUAGUAAAAUUAGAUGUUUAUAUUGAUAAAUCCAUAUCUUUUCUAAAUAAUUCGGUAUUAUGAAUUGAGCUAUUGUCUCAAAGUGAACAUUACCUGAUUUUACCAACUAGAGUACCAAGACCCCAACACAUAUUUCCAAAAUUAUUCAUGAUCAAUAUUAUAAUUUCUAAUACCGGGUGGUAAACUUUUGCUGAACUAUAAAUAUAGUGCUUUCAGUAAUUGAUAAACCUCAGUUGCAUAUUAUCAAUUUUCUAUAAUCUCGAUAGAAUUGAGGAUGGCUCCAUAAAAGGUUUGUACACACAUAACAAAUUACCUGAGAAUUCCCUGAAAAUUUUGGAUUCAUUGAUUUGUGUACUAACAGGACCAAGAUGUCCUUAAAAAUUAAAUCUUGGAUAGAAGAAGGGACCACUUAGUCAAGAAAUUGUGUGAAUAUCCUUUAAAGAGAAAAUCGGUAUUUUUAAAACAAGAUAGGUGGUAAGAAUGAGCCUAAUGAGAAAUAGCUAAUUCUCAGCAUAAUUUUCGAAUUUAUAAGAAAUGGUAAAAAUAAGCAAAUCCGAUU
Messenger RNA from Moneuplotes crassus, 1438 nucleotides. The record is from the annotation of a GenBank genome assembly. NCBI's taxonomy places the organism in Eukaryota, Ciliophora, Spirotrichea, Euplotida, Euplotidae.